This is a messenger RNA of Archocentrus centrarchus (flier cichlid), 5208 nucleotides long. RefSeq names its product RecQ helicase-like 4 (gene recql4). Gene Ontology annotation, biological process: DNA replication; telomere maintenance; double-strand break repair via homologous recombination. The coding region runs from base 386 to 5152 and encodes 1588 amino acids. The transcript is spliced from 28 exons. Gene Ontology annotation, molecular function: four-way junction helicase activity; 3'-5' DNA helicase activity; ATP binding. Lineage: Eukaryota; Metazoa; Chordata; Actinopteri; Cichliformes; Cichlidae. Gene Ontology annotation, cellular component: cytoplasm; chromosome; nucleus. The record is from RefSeq and is a predicted model, not a curated record.
UAUCGCUAUUGCUCCUAUGUCGUCGCCAUUAAAAGGUUUACACUGCAGUUUCAUCACCAGUCAGUUUGAAACCGGAAAACUCAGUUUCGUGAGAUCGGGGGAUACAGGAAGAAACAUGGCAACACAAACUGACAUGUUUCCGGCGCGGGAAAAUCGUAAACAACACGGCGGAAGGGGGGUUUGAUAGUGAGUUUAUACCUCACAAAAGUCAUCUUAGAUUCUGAAAACUAUCUUUAGACUUGCAGACAUGUUAAUUAGAGUAAGAAGAAGCUAUAGCAGAUAAUAGGGGCAAAACAUGCAAGUGUACGCUGCUAAUUCCUUUAAAAAAAAAGAACAAUAACGCCGUCCUUAUUGUCUGACAGCAGUCUGAAAACAUCCUCUCAGCAUGGAUCGCUACAAUGAAGUGAAACUUCUGCUGAAACGCUGGGAGCAGGGGUUUGUCAAAGAGCACCAGAGGAAACCUAACAAGGAGGACAUUGAUCGGGCUCCAGAGGAGACCAAGAAUUUGUACAAAGAGUACCGUAAUUUGAAGCAAGCCAAAGAGAACAGCACUGUUGAGGCAGCCAGUGGGCAUCUUCAAGCUGCAGCUCAGAGCAGCACAGCCCAAAAGGGUUCAGACUGCUGGGGUGCCCACUUGAAUCGCAGUGCGUUGCCGGCAUCUUCUCCCAAACUGACAUCUCAGGACAGAGACAGUCUGAAGGCCUCUUCUCAAUAUUACGGCCUAAAGCUUAAAAACAACUUGGUUUCACUCAGUAAGGAGAAACCCAUCUCACUGAAGAAAAUGCGCCAUCCUGGUCGAGUACCUUUGAACUCCUUGAAAGAUGAACAAACUAUACCAACAAAGAGCACCACUUCUACUGAUGCUUCUGCCAAGAACACAGUCACUGACCCCGAAUCCAGCCCCUUUUCACCAAGAAGAAUUAAUCCAUGCUUGGGAUCUCUGGCUUCAAAGACUCUCCAGCCAUUAGAGCCUGAAGAGCAGUUUCAACCAUUUGAACCAGUCAGACCGGCCAAUGACAAACCUGCAGAUGCUAGUAGUAGUUGUAGUAUUAGUGGUAAUGCCAGUGGUAGCAUUACCAAAGGCAUUGGUUCACAAUUCACUACCUUCACUUCAGGUGCUUCUCAUGUCAGAUCCUCCACCCCGUUGUCGUCUUUAUCUCCUGAGCGAACUUUAGGGGCUUCAAAUGUAGAUGCCAGAACUACAGGAAAUAAAAUUAAAGGCAGUUUAGGAGAUGUUAAAGAAAAUGCCGAAACAUUUGAAACUCCACAUAGGGGUACUGAUUCUGCAGGUAGUGGAACUUUAAUUGGAUUUAAAGGAAGUCCGCAGUUUCUUGGAGGUUUCAGAGGAGGCAGUGGCUUAGGAGGAAGGCCCUCUCCUGCUAGCAGGCUUAGCUUUGUUGACAGGCAGUGGCUAGAAAGGUGUCAAGUAUUUGGAGAGAUGGGAGCAGAGGAGAAGCCUGGAGCUGGCAACCAGGAGAUAAAGGCUGAGAAAAGAGGAGGGACAGAAAUGGGUGGAAAAUUAGAAGGGGAAAUGCAAGGUGGUGAAAGAGAAGGAAAGGGAGAGUUAGAUGUAGAGGGAGAAAGAAAGCAGUCAUUAGAAAUGGGAGAAUGUAAAACAUUUGAGAGCAUAAUAGGGGAUAAAGAAGUCAUUGACAGUGCUGCAAACUCUGGAAAAGGCAAAAGAGAAGGGGAUGGAAAAGAGAAAAGGAAGAGACAGGGGGAGAUGGAAAGAGGACAGGUGCCAAUUAUAACAGCUGAUGAUGACAAUGAGAGUAGUCCAGAAACUAAAGGUACAAAGAAGAGGGGGAGGAAGAGGCAGCGAGAAGGGGGUGACAUGAAGGGAGACACUACAGAAGAAGGAGGAGUAAAGAAGAGGCGGAGUAGUGGUAAAAAGAAAGAGGAGAGCACUGAUGUUAGCCCCAGCUCAGCUCACGGAGGAGCAGAGAAGAAAAAGAGACGCAAGAACAAAGGAGAAGACGAUGGAGCGGAUGAAGAGGAGAAAGAAACCAAGGCACCAAAAAAGAUGCCCCAAGAAAACCUGCUUGGAGAAAUAGAGGAGGAAUUUGGAGUUAACAGAAUAUAUCGGACACAGUCUGCUAGAGCGAGAGUCACGAAAGGUGCGGAGGGCAACUUUGUGAAAAUAAAUCUGAAGACGAAAUCUCAUGUCAAAGGAUAUGCCCUGAGAGGGGUUGCUCUGCGCAAACAGUUGUACAUGCAGAAGUUCCAGCUGAAGGGAGAGCGCUUUGGUGGAGGUGGCGGAUAUUUUGGUAGAGGAAGGAGGGGUGGCUUCAGAGGGGGCCUCAGUCGACAGGGUGACACCUGCUACAAAUGUGGAGGGGCUGGACACUGGGCUAUUGACUGCAAGGGACGAGCUCCUCCACCUCCUGUUGCUGACGACAAGCUGCCUGAUGAGGAGCCAUUUGAACUGCCCACCCUGGAGGAUGUUGCCAGGGCAACGGGAACGCUACGACCUCAGCCACUGGCGGUAGCUUCUGCUAGUAAAGAGGAGCAGCAGGAACAGGAAAAGGAAGUGGACAGUAAGCGUAGAGAUGAAGUGUUGCUGAAUGUGAUUCGCCCCGAUUAUGAGCGGCCUGCUCCUCCACCACCCAUGGAACCACUUUAUCAGCUCACAGAGGAUGGAAAAGUCCAGGAAACAUCUGAAGAAGUUUAUGCAGCUCUAAGAGAUCUCGGCUAUCAGUCAUUUAGACCAGGACAGGAGGAAGCCAUCAUGAGGAUCCUGUCAGGUCUCUCUACCCUUGUAGUAUUAUCAACAGGGAUGGGGAAAUCGUUGUGCUAUCAGCUCCCAGCUUACCUUUAUGCUCAGAGAUCCAAAUGCAUCACUUUGGUCAUAUCACCUCUUGUCUCUCUAAUGGAUGACCAGCUGUCUGGCCUGCCAGCUAAGCUGAAGGCCGCCUGUAUCCACUCCAACAUGACGAUGAAACAGAGAGAAGCAGCGAUAGAAAAGGUCAAGUCAGGUCAGGUAUGUGUGCUGCUGCUCUCUCCAGAGGCCCUUGUUGGGGGAGGAGGUUCAGGUUCAGGGUGUCUUCCUUCUGCUCAGGAGCUCCCUCCUGUGGCCUUUGCCUGUAUCGAUGAGGCUCAUUGUGUCUCAGAGUGGUCUCACAACUUCAGACCCUGCUACCUAAGGCUCUGUAAGGUGCUAGGAGAACGUCUGGGAGUACGAUGCUUGUUAGGGCUCACAGCUACAGCCACUCUGUCCACUGCUCUGGACAUCGCUAAACAUUUGGACAUCAGUGAUCAAGAUGGCAUUGCUGUCAGAUCUGCAGCUGUGCCUCCAAACCUGAAUCUUUCAGUAUCCACGGAUAAAGAAAAGGAUCAGGCUUUAGUCUCCUUGUUGAAAGGUGAUCGUUUUGGUUGCCUUGACUCCAUCAUCAUCUACUGCACCAGAAGAGAGGAGACUGUUCGUGUGGCGGCACUUCUCCGAACCUGCCUUCAAGGGGUGCUGCUAAAAGAAAACAACAGAACCAGCAGCAGCAGCCAGUCAGAAAACAACCCUGUAGGACAGAGAAAGAAAGAACUGGCACGGAAGAAGAUUCGUAAACCGCUGAAAUGGCAGGCUGAAUCGUACCACGCCGGCCUGUCGGGGUCAGAGCGGCGACGCGUGCAGAACAACUUCAUGUGUGGAGAGCUCAGAAUCGUGGUGGCCACUGUGGCGUUUGGCAUGGGCCUGGAUAAAUCUGACGUUCGUGGUAUCAUCCAUUACAACAUGCCUAAGAGCUUUGAGAGCUACGUUCAGGAAAUUGGGAGGGCAGGAAGAGAUGGAGAACUGGCUCACUGUCACCUCUUCCUUGACCCAGAGGGUGGGGACCUCCAUGAGCUCCGUCGUCAUAUCUAUGCAGACACAGUGGACUACUAUACAGUAAAAAGACUCGUGCAGAAAGUUUUCCCAGCAUGCAAAUGUAAACAGUUACACCAGCAACAGCAGCAACUCCUCAAGGACGUUGAAGACUCUGAGCUCUUGGAGGUGAUGGAUGUGUGUGAUCAGGAGAGCAGUGUGAAGUCUCCUGCUCAGCAAGACAAACCAGAACCUGCUGCUGCAGCACUUGAAUCAGAUCUCAGUUCCGCUGAGCUAUCUGCCAAAGAAGACAGAGAUAAAAGAGAGGAAAGAAAUGAGGAUGAGAUGAAAGAUCAGACAGCAGAAGACAAAGGAGAUGGCUGGCAGAGGGAUCGGAAAAUGGAGAGCAGUGAUUGGCCCAGGGAGCGAGUGUGCCACACGCAUGAGAGAGCUAUUCCCAUCCAAGAGACUGUCGAGGCUCUGGACAUCACAGAGGAAGGUGUGGAAACACUGCUCUGCUAUCUGGAGCUGCACCCACAGCGCUUUGUGGAGCUCCUCCACCACACCCUGUCUGUUUGCAAAGUCAGUUGCUACGAUGGUCCGAGACAACUCAAGAAAGUUACCAAAAUUUGUCCUCCAAUCGCUGUGGUGUUGGCCAGAAGGCGGAUGGCGGGCGAGCGAGUGGAGACCUGUGAUCAGCUUGAGUUUGAUGUUGUCGAGGUCGCGGACACUAUGGGAUGGCAGCUUCCUCUCGUGAAGAGAGGACUCAGGCAGCUGCAGUGGAGCACUGAUAGAGCUGGCGGACGUAGCGGCGUCCUCGUUGAAUUCUCCUGUCCAUCAUUCUACUUCCGUUCCUAUGGCGACCUGAGUGAUGAGGAGAUGGACAGAGUGUGUCAGUUCCUCCAUAAACGUGUGCAGGACCAAGAGAGAACACAACUGUACCAGCUGACGACCUGUUUUAAGGCCUUCAAGAGUGUUGCCUAUCGCAGUGUAUUUUCCUGCGUAGACGAUCUGGAUGAGAGCCGCAGUUUGCAGCUAAAGAGCCUUCUCUCCGAGUAUUUUGAUAAGAGGCGGGAUGGAGACCACACACUCACAUCCUUGGACCCUGAGGACCUCGAUAAAUAUAAGCUGUUGGACUGGGAGGAUCAAAUCAGAGCCGACAUCAGAAGUUUUCUUGCUAAUCGAAGUGAUGAGAAGUUUUCUGGAAGAGCUGUCGCUCGAAUCUUCCAUGGCAUAGGCAGUCCUUGUUAUCCUGCUCAAACCUACGGCAAAGACAGACGUUACUGGAGAAAGUACAUCCAGUUUGACUUCAACAAGCUCAUCAGACUGGCCACUCAGGAGAUCAUUCGCUUCAAGUGAUCGACCAGAUGGUCCAAUAUUGUUUGUUUUGUUUGCUUGUUUCUUUUUAAAUAGAG